Messenger RNA from Saprolegnia diclina VS20, 558 nucleotides. RefSeq lists its product as hypothetical. The coding region runs from base 1 to 558 and encodes 185 amino acids. The transcript has 3 exons. The record is from RefSeq and is a predicted model, not a curated record. NCBI's taxonomy places the organism in Eukaryota, Oomycota, Saprolegniomycetes, Saprolegniales, Saprolegniaceae.
AUGGGCAUUUGGCGGACCAAAGCCCGGCACCCGAGCAAGCUCGCCAAAUGCGUCCAAGACCAGGAAGGCCAGUACUUUUCGCUCGAAUUGCCGACAAUGAUGCGGAUGCUCAAGAUGACGCAAGGGGUCGUGCCUCGAAACGGAGCGUGCGGCUUCUCCGCGCUCUACGGAUCUGCGUCGCGGAUGGUCAAGCCGCCCGCUCUGUUUGGCCGCGCCGACUGCCAAAACAUCGGCGAUGGCCACAAGUACUUUCACCGCGUCAUCAUGCACGUUGUGGCAAAAGAGCCGUUGCCCAAGGACUUGUGGAUGACGUCCGGGGUCACGUGCCUCGCUGCGAGCCUCUGGCAGAAGCCCGUGUACGUCCUGGAAGCUCAUCCGCGCUGCCACGAUGUCUGGCGGCUCUCGCGCUUUGACGUGCACGGGAAGGAGACGGUGUUUGCGGACAAAAACUGCAUCGUUCAAGAAGCCGAAGCGAUGCAGGUGGGUCAUGUUCUGGUGCUCGAAAACAACCACUACACCCAUCUGGUCUUGCGCUUCACAUUUCACAUUUUACGCUAA